AUGGGGAGCGGAGUCAGUGCUGAGGACAGACAGCUGGCCAAGCGGUCCAAGGAGCUAGAACGGAAGCUGCAGGAGGACGCAGACAAGGAGGCCAAGACCGUCAAGCUGCUGCUGCUGGGGGCCGGGGAGUCGGGGAAGAGCACCAUCGUCAAGCAGAUGAAGAUCAUUCACCAGGACGGCUACUCGCCGGAGGAAUGCCUGGAGUACAAGUCCGUCAUCUACGGCAACGUGCUGCAGUCCAUCCUGGCCAUCGUCCGCGCCAUGUCCACCUUGGGCAUCGACUAUGCCCAGCUGAGCUGUGCGGAUGACGGGCGGCAGCUCAACAACCUGGCCGACUCCCUGGAGGAGGGCACCAUGCCCCCCGAGCUGGUGGAGGUGAUCAGGAGGCUGUGGCAGGACGGCGGGGUGCAGGCCUGCUUCGACAGAGCGGCGGAGUACCAGCUCAAUGACUCGGCGGCCUACUACCUGAACCAAUUAGACCGGAUUGCGGCCCCCGACUACCUCCCCAAUGAGCAAGACGUGCUACGAUCCAGAGUCAAAACCACAGGCAUCAUCGAGACCAAGUUUUCCGUCAAAGACUUGAACUUCAGGAUGUUCGAUGUGGGAGGGCAGAGGUCGGAGAGGAAGAAGUGGAUCCACUGCUUUGAGGGAGUCACGUGCAUCAUUUUCUGUGCGGCCCUCAGCGCCUACGACAUGGUGCUGGUGGAAGACGACGAGGUGAAUCGUAUGCAUGAGUCCUUGCACCUGUUCAACAGCAUCUGCAACCACAAGUUCUUCGCGGCCACGUCCAUUGUCCUCUUUCUCAACAAGAAGGACCUCUUUGAGGAAAAAAUCAAGAAGGUGCAUCUCAGCAUUUGCUUCCCAGAGUAUGAUGGGAACAACUCUUAUGAGGAUGCAGGGAACUAUAUCAAGAGCCAGUUCCUUGACCUCAACAUGCGAAAAGAUGUCAAAGAAAUCUACAGUCACAUGACCUGCGCUACGGACACGCAAAACGUCAAAUUUGUCUUUGACGCAGUUACAGACAUUAUCAUCAAAGAAAACCUCAAGGACUGCGGGCUCUUCUAAUCUCCAUCACUUCCCACGUGCAUCUUCCACGAGCGGGCUUGGAAUCUGGGCGAUUUUGAGCAGAAAAUGUCCGGUCACGACACCGUGAGAUGGGGAAUGAAUGCGUGCUCCCUUGGCGGCGAGGUAUACAUGCCUGGACGGUCUCUCUCACAUUCUUUUCAAAGCAGCGUAGCCAGUGAGUUUAAAGAGCCCGAGGCCAGGAGCCAGAAGACCCAGGCUCCAGGACCGGUUCUGCAACUCACGGCAAAACUUAAACAUUUCAUUUCUCGGGCCUCGAGUCCCUCCCCUGUAAAGUGAAGGGAACUCCUCUACUACUUCACGGGGCUCUUCUGAUGAUCACAAACCUAACUGCAGGGAAGGCACAGAAAGGCUCUGUGGUUAGAGUCACAGAAAGAAAUCCUAUGUAAAUGCUGCCAUUUAUGACAAGCAAUACCAGGUUUUUUGAUGAACUAGCCCAAGCAAAACAGCAAAAAUCAAUUAAAAACAAAACCUUGAUAACCCUACCACCCCUUUUUACUAACAGACCUCCCUCUAUGUGCCUUAGCUCAGACAUCCAGAUCACUGAAUAGAGGUGUUAGUUUUGAAGGCACAUAUAGAAGAACAAUCAUUUUAUUAAGCAGACUACCCCUCUGCCCCCCAAAAGACCGAGUUCCCUUUAUCUAUAGGUAACUGUUUCUCAGCUAUACAGGAUACUUUCUAAGUAAGCUUGGAGUAUUAAUGAUUUUAUUGCUGCUACUCCUCUACCAUAGAAUCUAGAACAAGUGAGCAAUCCUAAAAUUCUCAUUUCAACUGCUAUUUGUUUCAUAAUAAAAAAGGCAGCGAGCCGAACCGGUUUGGCUCAGUGGAUAGAGCGUCGGCCUGCGGACUCAGGGGUCCC
This is a messenger RNA of Myotis myotis, 1942 nucleotides long. RefSeq names its product G protein subunit alpha transducin 2 (gene GNAT2). Gene Ontology annotation, molecular function: G protein-coupled receptor binding; GTP binding; GTPase activity. The transcript has 8 exons. The record is from RefSeq and is a predicted model, not a curated record. The coding region runs from base 1 to 1065 and encodes 354 amino acids. Gene Ontology annotation, biological process: detection of chemical stimulus involved in sensory perception of bitter taste; adenylate cyclase-modulating G protein-coupled receptor signaling pathway. NCBI's taxonomy places the organism in Eukaryota, Metazoa, Chordata, Mammalia, Chiroptera, Vespertilionidae. Gene Ontology annotation, cellular component: photoreceptor inner segment; photoreceptor outer segment; heterotrimeric G-protein complex.